AUGGACCCGCUAUCGAUAUCCGUGAGCGUGCUCGCCGUCAUGGGCGCGGCUGGGUUCGUUGUGAAGACAGUCAAAGCCAUCGAUCACGCGCCACACGAGCUCACCGACAUCGCUGAUGCAGCGAAAGCCUUGGAGACAACCCUCGACGACGUCCAACACUGGCAGUUGGCCGGCCAUAAACUGAACGAGGGCCUCGUCUUCCACCUCCGGCGCAGCGAGCAGAAGCUGCUGGAGCUGGCGCGCUAUCUCAAGGACCACGGACUAACCAGCCCAAGCAAGCUACGGUCCCCGAUAUACUACGUUUUAUAUCAGGAGAAACUUCGGAAUUAUAAGAGGCAGCUCUCUGAAAUUCGCAAUGACCUUUCCUUAGCCCUAUCGGCCGUGACCCACGGCCAGACAGGACGGAUUGAAAUGGACCUGCAACAGCUUAUCAUUACCAGGCAGGCGACACGGGAGGCUCUGAGCGAGCAAACAUCGCAGCUUGACUAUCUGGCUCAGAGGUCAGAAGAAAUGGGGCUUGCGAGACGCAGGCUUUGUACACCACACUCAACACGAGACUGGCUGGGCGGCCUCUCGGUGACAUUCUCCGAGAUAGGCCCCCUGAGCUCAGGCUGCACCGUCCCCAGCUGCGCUCGCCGCCUGAGUCCCUCGGCGUCGGUCGAUGUUACGCUGCCCCCCUGGCUCGCGUCCAACAUCGUCUCGAUCUGGCUCAAAGGCGCGCCAGUCCAGGGGCCGGAGCUGCUGCUGCGCUCAAGGCGGAUCAUCGAGACGCCGGCGUACUACACGGCUGAGCAGGGCAAUCUCGUGGCGCUGAGGCAGCUUUAUGCGGAGGGCAGGGCGGGGAUCCAUGAUUCAAACCCAGUCUCGGGGCGGAACACCUUGUUCGAUGGCAUCUUCCGCGGGCACCUGGACAUCAUGCGCUUCCUCCUCGACAGCGGCGCCGACAUGGAGGCGGCCGACUUCUGCGGCUUCACACCCCGGGACCUCGCCUUCCAGCGCGUCAACACGGCCUGCCCUCCUGAGUUGGCAGAGCACCUCCGUACUCUCUUCACGCUAGACGAGGUACCAGACGACCUAGAGCUCACAACAGUCCACCGGAUAGUCCUAGGCAUGACCACCCUCGACCUAGGCGAAUACCUCUCCGAGCACCCACCCGAAGUCAACAAGCCUGACCUACUCGGCCGCACCCCGCUCUGGUGGGCGGUCAGGCGAGACGAUGCGCCCAAGUCCCAUGCCCUCCUCGCGCGCGGCGCAGACCCAAAUAUCGCCAACGCCGCUGGCCGGUCACCGCUGCACAACGCUGCUGCGCAAAGGAACCUGGGCUUAGUGGACGCGCUGCUGACACACUCCGCAGAUGUGCACCAGCGGUCAUUUGAGGGCAAGACGCCGUUGCAUGUCGUGGGCGUGUAUGGCAUCCGGGAGGAUGUGCUGAUUGUGCAGCGGCUACUUGAUUCUGGGGCCGAAUUGGCGCGCAGGACUCCUGAGCAAGUUGUCGACGCUAUGCUUGCGAUAGCCGAUAUGUCCAUGAUUGACCCAGACGCCAAGGACAGCCGGGGCAAGACUGCGUCGGAGAGUUUUGAGGAACGUUGGUCCUCGGAUGUCCCUGUUUAUCCACUCGAUGAGCCAACAUAUGAGAAGUUGGGACGGAUGAUCGACAAGGCUGCGAGGCCUCGUGAUACGCCCCGCUCACCACCUUGGUCAGCUGCCAGCACAGCGGACUCGUGGCAUACUGCAAGAUCGCCUUGCUACUCGAAUCAAUUCAAAGACUAG
Messenger RNA from Diaporthe amygdali, 1770 nucleotides. RefSeq lists its product as uncharacterized. The record is from RefSeq and is a predicted model, not a curated record. The transcript is spliced from 3 exons. Gene Ontology annotation, molecular function: protein binding. The coding region runs from base 1 to 1770 and encodes 589 amino acids. NCBI's taxonomy places the organism in Eukaryota, Fungi, Ascomycota, Sordariomycetes, Diaporthales, Diaporthaceae.